AUGGGCUCAUCAAGUCAAGACGAAGUCUACGUGACGGUGUCUGCGCUCGAGGCGGGACAGCUCACUCUCCCCGAACGCCUGUUCAUCACCGAUGCCGACCCCGAAAAGAAAGCCACAGUCCCUUCUCUGUCGUUUCUGAUCCAGCAUCCGUCCUCAGAUGGGAAAGUGACCAAGUUUGUCUUCGAUCUGGGCCUCAAGCGUGAUCUGACGAAAUAUCCGCCUGCGCAACAAGCUCAUAUUUCGAACCGUCAACCUACUAUCCUCCACCCCGACUGCGCUGAUAGUCUGCGGGCAGGCGGUCUCGAUCCGGCGAAGGACAUUGACAUAGUCAUGCUAUCCCACGUUCACUGGGACCAUGAGGGCACACCGGACGAUUUCCCCAACUCUCAGUUUGUCGUCGGGUCGGGGACACUGCACUUGCUGGAGAACGGGGCGCCGCCUCACUACCCGAAAGCAAUCUUCAAUCCAGAUCUCCUACCCAAGGACCGCACGUCCGAAUUACCGCCGACAAGGCAAGAAAGCACCACCGCAGCGAAGUCGCAGACGAACCAUACGUGGCAGCCUUUCGCGGGAUUUCCCAACACGGUUGACUUCUUUGGCGACGGGAGUCUGUACGUCGUCGACUCUCCGGGACACUUGUUCGGACACGUCAAUCUCCUCGCGCGUCUCAGUCACACGAAGUGGGUAUACUUGGGCGGAGAUUGCUGUCAUGAUCCGCGAAUCCUUACGGGUGAAAAGGACAUUGCGUUGUAUGAUGAUGGACACGGCGGGUUGAGGUCGGUGCAUGUGGACACGGAGCAGGCGAAAGACACUCUCGCAAAGAUUGGACCGCUGCUGAAGAAGCCGUGUCCCGUGUUCGCACAGGGAGAGAACGAGGAGCCGGUGGAGGUGGAAGUGAUUGUUGCGCACGACAAGGGGUGGCGGGAGGCGAACAAGAGCAAGUUCUUCCCAGGCACUCUAUAA
Cladophialophora immunda is the source of this 963-nucleotide messenger RNA. RefSeq lists its product as uncharacterized. The record is from RefSeq and is a predicted model, not a curated record. The coding region runs from base 1 to 963 and encodes 320 amino acids. NCBI's taxonomy places the organism in Eukaryota, Fungi, Ascomycota, Eurotiomycetes, Chaetothyriales, Herpotrichiellaceae. The transcript has a single exon.